CUCGAGAUCUCUCCCUCCAUUGAUUCACCCAUCCCCCGUAACAACAAUGAGCUUCACUGACUCCCCAACCACUCCGUCACGACCUCCAGAUAUACCCUCGACCGAUACGGCAUCCCCUGCUCCACGUAUCGGAUCCCCAAAGGCGGAACCACCAGACCAAGCCCGGACGCGGUUUUUGCUCGAGUUAGAGUUUGUUCAAUGUCUUGCGAACCCCCAGUACCUCCAAUUCUUGGCACAUCAACAAUAUUUUAAUGACCCCGCCUUCCUCAAUUACCUCGCCUACCUGAGAUACUGGCAACAGCCGCAAUAUGCAAAGUACAUUGUAUACCCAUACUGCCUUCACAUUCUCGACCUCCUCCAGCACGCCGCCUUUCGCUCAGCGUGCUCGUCUUCUGAAUUUGUGAAAUCGAUACAUGAUAAGGAGUUUUGGCAUUGGAAGACAUACCGGAAGAAUAGGAUGUUGGAAGAGCAUCGUGCUCUGGAGAUACCUGUGGACCUUAUGGACUCUCGGGACGUGUUUGCUGGGGGAGGGCAAGCAGCAUCUCCAGCAGAUCGGCCUGCACUGGAAAUAGGCAACGGCACGGCGAGACCAGAAGUCAAUGGUGAACCGUUGCUGAAUGGGCUGACUGAAUCACCCGUGAUGGCAAUGGAGACCGAUUUCGAUUUCGGCAGCGAAGGCGGGCUAUUGAUGGAUGGGCUUGAAUGAUAUAACCGAGUCUUAUUGUACAUAGUUUGAAUGGAAGUAUAUGCGGUGGGUCGUUACUGAUCACACCCGUGUUCAUUUACGGGCUAUAUGAAAACAUGGACCUCCAUCCACAUAUAGCCCAGAAAGCACUGGUCAAACGCAUCAUAUUACGUUACUCCGCAC
Molecule: messenger RNA, 868 nt
Organism: Spizellomyces punctatus DAOM BR117
Lineage: Eukaryota; Fungi; Chytridiomycota; Chytridiomycetes; Spizellomycetales; Spizellomycetaceae
Product: mediator complex subunit SOH1
Exons: 1
Coding region: 47-706 (219 amino acids)
Biological process (GO): regulation of transcription by RNA polymerase II
Cellular component (GO): mediator complex; core mediator complex
Molecular function (GO): transcription coregulator activity
Source: RefSeq, a predicted model, not a curated record